Spirodela intermedia is the source of this 6433-nucleotide messenger RNA. Lineage: Eukaryota; Viridiplantae; Streptophyta; Magnoliopsida; Alismatales; Araceae. The record is from the annotation of a GenBank genome assembly.
AUGGCCGUGCGAAGAAGAGCUUCUCCUUCGGUGGCUUCCGAUGGUGCAGCGCAGGCUCCAGUGGACGUUCGUCCUGUUCCAGGGGAUGACCUUCCUACCCUUGCGCCCCCAAAGCUUGCGGUGAUCCUCUCCUUGUCGGUGGCGUUCUUCAUUCCGUUCUUCUACGUGGUGUUCUAUGUUUACGACAUAGAACCUGGGCUUAGAAGAUCGAUCGCUAUCAAUGCGGCUAUGAGCUUUGGGGGGUUCUUGGUGGCUCUCCGGUCUAUUCCGGUGGCCGCCAGGUACCUGCUGAAGCGGAACCUCUUUGGGUACGACAUCAACAAAAAGGGCACUCCUCAGGGUACCGUUAAAGUGUGAGGACCCUUUCUUAUCAUUAAGUGUUCUGUCUUCAUUAGGAAUUGUGUGCUGUGUGAGAGUGCCGUAUUUUUUGGGUUUUUGAGGGCAGCCUUAGACUACUUUCAGGUGCGCUCUCCAUACGAGAUUUUAUAGAAAUCUUCGUCAUUCUCUAUGAAAUAAUAAUUCUUUCUUUCAUCCAUAUUUUUCUGUUGAGCUCAGAUGGUCAUAUUCAAGAUGAUGUUACGCGUUUCAUUUUCCUUUUUUUUUUCCUUCCCUUGCCUUGACAAUUAAUCAGCCUUUUUCUCAAACUUUUGCUCUGCCUUUGGCUGUUGUGCUGUGAUAAAAUAGCAUACUAUUUUCAAUGCUUACAAUAGUUUCGAUGAGUUGCUCGUUCAGGAUAUUAAGCAUCAUAAAAUAGCACGUUUUGAGAUAAAAUUAGCUGGAUGACAAAAGUUUGAAUGUUUGUGUCAUGCUUUAUAUUUACUUCUAAUGUCCAUGACAGCUUCAUGUUAUGCUGUUGCUAACUUUUACUUAUAUAUGUAUCUUUUUGUAGGCCCGAAUCUCUUGGCAUCGUGAUUGGGAUUGUUUACUUGGUUGUCACAAUCCUUUUUCAGCAAUUCAACUUCACAGCAGACUCCAAUGUGUGGCUCCUCUUUUCUCUUCUGUUUUUAUGUUCCCUCCAAUGAUUAAGGUGCAUACGAUUUCAGGAAAGAAUUGGAUCCCAGUUUGGGGGAUUAAUCCAUAAAGUGAAAAUCUUGGACUCUGUCUAUGGAAUUUGGUAUUAUUAAUACAGUCUCGAGAUGUAUUUUUUCAGUGCGAUCAUUCAGUAGAGAAAUGUUGAGGGUAGAUUGUCAGGUUGAUUUGAUUUCAGUGUUCUCGUCCACCUAAUUAUGAUAAAGGAUGCCAGAUGAUUUCCAUGCCCAAUGUUUAGAGAACUAUAUGGUGUGGUCGGAUGAAGAGGAAGUUCAGGCUUUAUCCUUAUGAUAGUUGACUGGGGGGUAUAGUUAGCUUGUCUAAUCCCUACAAUUUCAUGAUUUUUCUAAUGCUUAGACAUACUAAUCAGGUGUUUCCUUUGUGAUCUUUACGUGCUUGUGUUCCGUUUUCAUUAAUUUCAUAAUCUCAAUUGACUAGGAUUAUCCUGUUGUCAACAUAGAUUCGUGGGUCCUGCGGGGAUUGGAGUGUCUGUCUGUAAAACUUUCAGGGGUAGCGUUUCGUGGUGUUCCUAUUUUUCUUAUGUCCCAUUUUCAAUUCAUUGCGAUUUUUUUCAGUGUAAGCUUUCCUUUGUAGACAAGAAGCUAAGGGAUAAUUAGUUUAUUUUUUGUACAGUAUUAUUUAUCAAUAAUUGUGAUGACAAUCGGGUGUCUUCGUUUUUUGAUAAGACCAAAUGCAGUGCAUAAAUUUGGAUAUGAGCUAAUGAGUGGGCAUGAUUUCGAUCUUCCAGUGGCUUGUUGAGUACAAUGCAGCGUUAGCAUCCGUAUGCUUCAUGAUUCUGCUUGGCUUUGUGGAUGAUGUUCUUGAUGUUCCCUGGAGAAUGUAUGUUACGUUUUUCGUUGCUUGUGAUCUCAAAUUGUCUCCAUUUCGAGUUUAUUGGUUGCCUUUUCUUUUUUCUUAUUUUUCAUCUGGUUAAUUGUGGAACAGAAAACUGCUGUUACCCUCAUUUGCUGCACUUCCAUUGCUGAUGGCAUAUGCUGGUCAUACCACAAUUAUCAUACCGAAACCAAUUAUUCCUUAUGUUGGACUGAAGAUUCUUGAUCUAGGUAAGCUGUAAUGUGUUACAAAAUUAUCUGAUAAUGAGCUGGAAUCGAGCGGAUAUCUAUGCAAUGUGUUCAAUUGCCUUCAUUGUUAUUGUAUUAUCGGGAAUGAGGAAUAUUAGUUAAAUGCUGAAUCAGUUAGACUGAGUCAUCGUGAAUAUGCCUGAAUGAGAUUAAGCCAGGAAAUUCGGCUAUAUCGUAUCCUUCACAACAAUAUCACUCGUCACAUUGUGCCCUCAGCCAACUCGGGAAAUGCAAAGGAUAUUGUAGGUUAUAUAGGGUGCAUAUCCUCGUUGAGUUUGGGGUUUAUUUCGUUCUCAAAAUUUGGCUCUACUUCCAAUCCAACUACUUUAAUUAGUCCCCUAAUUUGCUUCAUCUUUCGCUCAUAUUCAAGUUCAUGUAUUGUAACAAGGAUUGACUUGCAGUAGCUAGUUUCAACCCCAACGUUAUUUGGGUUCGUCGUCAAUUACUCCUAUUGUCAUUUCUUGAAUUAAAUGUUCACUAGAUAUUUUAGAUAUAAAUUGCACCUCUAUGGUAGCGCAAGGAAGCUCGGACGUUGUGGCACUUGCUCUAGAAAGUGAAUGACGAUCUUCUGCACAAAUUGUUUGAUUUGAUAUAGUGUUAAUGUCUUGGUUGAAAACUCAUGUGAUGAGCUAUUUAUAGAACCCAACAACUCGUUUGAAUUUCAAACGAGUGAGACCUGAUCAGUCAAAACAAAAAAAAGGAGACCUUUUGGGCGGGGAAUGAGUUUACUUGAGGGAUAAUGGUGGAGUAAAUAGUGAAAAGGAUGAAGUGAAAGUUUUAAAAAUGAUAAACAUGGUAAAGCCUAGAAAUCUGAUUUAUAGUUGUCAUAGCAAUUUUCACUACUAUUUUGUGCAAAUAACUGGCUCUUAUUUUACAAAUAUUAUCAACGAUGAAUACCAUCCAAAGAUUGAUCGGAGUACCGGUGCAUUGUCAGUUACUGUUCUUUAAUAAACAGAUGUAAUGUACUUAUUUAUAUAUUUCAUAUUCAUAGCUAAACAUGCAUUCUAAAAGGAUUGGCUGUACAUUCCACUGAAUCAGCUACAUAAACUUUAAUCUAGUUUUGAGAAGGGGAGGUUCUGAGUGCUGUCACAGGCGGUGAAACCCCAAAACCUAAUCCCGAACUGGAAGGCGGAAAAAUAAGACGUACUAGUUUGAUCAACGUUUGGGUCUGGUAUUAUAUCAGGCACAUAUUACAGGGGUUGAACGGGACCUGUCCGGUCUGGUUCGUCACUUAAAUAGUAAAUUAAGAUUACAAUAAAGAAAUAAAAAACAACUACAAUUCAUUUCGGCAGGAGGUUAAGUAGGUGAUUGAACAGACGGGCUAUGGAGGACUGUUGUUCACUAUGCCAAUGAUAUAUGAGACAACACUAGGGAUAAAGGCUGCUCGUAAGUUGAGGAUAAUGUUGGAAAAUCACACAUCGUGCCAGAGCUGGGUACCAUCUCCUAACGUUGGUUUAGCUGAAUUUUCACAUGCUCAACAGCUAUGCCGAUUCAAGAUUUGACUUUUUUGUGUGAUGGGAUACAUGCAUGAAUACAGGCCAUUCUUGAAAUACUUACUGUGUGGAAAAUUCAUGUAAAAUACUAGACCAUUAUAACUUGAGCUGCUUAUUUGAAAAAAACAAAUCUUAUAUUUAUCAUUACUCUGAGAGGAAGAAUAUGUGAUGUUCUCUGGUAUAAAGAUUUCAGAAUUAAGAUUGUGUGGCAAUGAGAAAAAAUCUAGUCGGGAUUUCUGGUUUUCAUCUGAUUCAGCAAGUUUUGUAUUUGCUGUUUUGGAUUUUCUAGUAAGGGGAAUUAAUCCGUACACUUACCGUUACUCUGCUAUGAUAUACUUAACAUAGUCAGGUACAUUAAAUCUGAUUUGCGGGAACAAGCAGAUCCUUACAAAGGAUGAAGUGAGAAAUAGAAAGAGUUAGCUAUUACAAGAGGGAACAAUGUAUAUGUGAUCAAGUUUCUCUUAAGCCCUGCAGAAUCACAUAAAAAAAAAUCCAUCAGCCAUGCUGGCAGACUAGUGAGUUUUAUCAAUGGCAUCUCUGUUCUAAUUGCUACAGAGCCAUCAUGAGAACUCUUUGGUCAUUUGGCCGCAAAAUACUGGCCACAUGUUAACAGUGUUUAUAUCCCAGACUUUCUACCGCAUGAUUCUAGUUUUAGUGGAUGAUGCUUUUAUGUGACUAGUGUAUGACUCUGUGAGGCAGAAGAAAGCACUGUUUUCUGUCACUGAAUUGAAAACCUCUCCAAUGGACAAACGUAUACAAGGACAUUAAGAGUUAUGAAUUUUAGGGUUUGUACUCUUUCAUAUGAAUUUGUGCUACUUUUUUCUUAUUUUCUUAAGACAACAUGUUUUAUGAUUUGUUUCUCUUCUUUCGACCUUCCCAUACUAAUUCCAUUAUAUGAACCAAUUAUAAUUCAUUGACAUGCCAUUCUUUUGGGCAGGGGUGAUAUACAAACUAUACAUGGGCAUGUUGGCAGUAUUUUGCACGAACUCAAUCAACAUCCACGCUGGGUUAAAUGGCCUGGAAGUUGGGCAAACUGUUGUUAUUUCUGCUGCUGUAAGAACAUAGUUUUUUCCUCGGAGUUGUAAAAGGAUUGAUUUUUUUUUUACUCAGAAUGAUCUUUCAUCAUAUCAGAAUUGAUGAUUGCUUUUAAUCCGACAACAAUCUGUUACUGUGAUGCCAGGUUUUGAUUCAUAAUGUUAUGCAAAUUGGAGCUUCAGAUGAUCCCGAGUAUCAGCAGGCCCAUGCAUUUUCUAUUUACCUUGUACAGCCAUUGUUGGCGACAUCCCUGGCAUUAUUCUCUUACAAUUGGUACGGUGCUAAGACGACAUACUCUGCCGACGAUUCAAUUAUAUGGCUUAUUGGAUUCAAUCUGCUGAUGAUUCACUUGCAGGUAUCCUUCGUCAGUUUUUGUCGGUGACACAUACACAUACUUUGCGGGGAUGGCCUUGGCUGUCGUUGGAAUACUGGGCCAUUUUAGGUCAGUUUCUCCAUCGCUUCCAUCGUUCACAUUAAUGUGCAACUAUUCUGCCACAUUUACCAUCUGGAAAGUUGGUUCCCAUGGUUUCAUGAUCGUCAGUCUCUUUGUAGGAUCAAUUCUGCUGACAAUGAAUACCUGGCACUGCAUUGUUAAGUUCCUUGCCAUGUGUGACUGGCCUGGGGAUUGGACUAAACCUCCCAAGGGGACUUUACUAUCAGACUAAUUGUCCCCUCAGCAAAUCACUGAUCAAUAGCCCUGGAGUGUGAACAAGAAUAUAAACAUAAUUUCUUAGAUGGGAAAACAUGAUAUAGUUUAUCAGCACGUAUUUAUUCAUCUUAAUUAUUAGAACCUGGCCCUCGUAAAGUUGUAUAUUUUUUUCACUGACCUGUAUUUCUGCAUUAUUUUUUUGGGGUUUGUUGACAUCUAUUUUCCUUUAACGUGCAGUGAAACACUCCUGUUGUUCUUCUUGCCGCAGGUUUUGAAUUUUCUUUAUUCAUGUCCUCAGGUGUGCAUAAACACAAAUUUUUUCCCUUUAUCUCUCUGCAUUUGAUGGCGAGACGAUCCUCUCUGGUCAAAAGUUUCUAAUUCUGCAUCUUUCUUCUAAUGCUGAACAGCUUUUCAAAAUCAUUCCGUGUCCUCGGCACCGCUUACCAAGGUAAAUAUUUCAACCUCAAAACACUCAUAAAUAUUCCAUGCAUUAAAAAAAAAUAUUUUUUUAAUUCAGGUUCGAUCCUAAGAGCGGGUUGCUCACUGGCACAAAAGAUGGAACCCUUGUGAACCUCUUUCUCAGACUGUUCGGUCGGUGUUCAGAGAAGUCGCUCUGCAUCAGGCUUCUGGUUUUCCAGGUAAUCGUCUUCCUGCAACUACACUAUGUCACAUAUUUCUUUCUGUUCAAUAGGGAGCAGUGGGAUGAUCAGCAAUCCUGAUUAUACCCACAUAGUUCAUCAGUGUUCUCGUGGACCCACUUGAUUCUCCAAGCUCCAUUUUGGUGCAUCGAUCCUUUAGAUUUCAGGGAAGAAUGACCACUCCUCUCUGUCCUCUACAAAGUAAUCAUCUUCCUCUUGCUGCUCUUUUCUGUAACCUGAUCUUCCUUUUUUUGGUAUACUGAUCCCUGCCCAUAGGAGAUAGAAUUAUUCCCAUUUUACUGGAAGAACCCACCCUCCCCAUCUUUGCCGUUCUCUAUCAAUCCUUGCACAGAUUUCAGGGGCCGUAGUGCUGCCGUGUUCCUGUAGGAUCCUCCCUUGUUCCCUUGUCCAGACCCCCUACUUACUUCUUCUUCUGGAUGUUGACAGGCUCUAUCAUGCGUCUUCUGUUUCUGGCUGAGGCAUGUUCUAUCAGGCUGGUACAAGUGA